Chrysochloris asiatica (Cape golden mole) is the source of this 732-nucleotide messenger RNA. Its product is annotated as proline-, glutamic acid- and leucine-rich protein 1-like. The transcript has 2 exons. Gene Ontology annotation, cellular component: nucleus. Bases 1 to 732 code for a protein of 243 amino acids. NCBI's taxonomy places the organism in Eukaryota, Metazoa, Chordata, Mammalia, Afrosoricida, Chrysochloridae. Gene Ontology annotation, molecular function: histone binding. The record is from RefSeq and is a predicted model, not a curated record. Gene Ontology annotation, biological process: positive regulation of transcription by RNA polymerase II; negative regulation of apoptotic process.
AUGCGGGACAAUGUGUGGGAAUGGCUAUUAAGGGUGUGGAUUAAUGGUGCAAGGAACACAAAGUUGGGUCAGUCUGAGUUUAUUUAUGUGGGCCCACUGACUAAGUGCAUUUACCUGUUGUGUCACCUGGGGACACCAAACAAGGCAAAUGAGGGUACAAUUGAUUGCAAAACACAUGAUCUUAUCUCCCCACUGGCUGCUCUGAAAAACCAUCUUUGCAUUGUUCCCGGGUGGGUCCGGCUCUCUGCUCCCCGGCUCUCUGCUCCCAGUAGCCACCUCCGCCGCGCUCCUUCUUCUCCGCCGCUGUGGACUCCUCCGGCACCUCUCUCGCCAGAGUCCGCGAACUCUCGCACUCUUUGUCAUCCUCUGUAUCGGAUCACCAGCGUACCCCAUCAUGUCAGACGCGGCUGGGCUGUGGACACCAGCUCCAAGAUCACCACCAAGGAUUUAAAGGAGAAGAAGGAGGUUGUGAAGGAAACAGAAAAUGGAAGAGACGCACCCGCUAAUGGGAACGCUAACGAGGAAAAUGGGGAACAGGAGGCUGACAAUGAGGUAGACGAGGAAGAGGAAGAAGGUGGGGAGGAGGAGGAGGAAGAGGAAGAAGGUGAUGGUGAGGAAGAAGAUGGAGAUGAAGAUGAGGAGGCCGAGGCAGCUACAGGCAAACGGGCAGCUGAAGAUGAUGAGGAUGAUGAUGUUGACACCAAGAAGCAGAAGACCGAUGAGGAUGACUAG